AAAAGCUGCACACUUAAACAAAAAUUUGAACAAUAUUACUCUUAUUGAAGAUAUUAUUUCAGUUUGUUUGUUCAGUAUACAAUAUUACUCUUCUCUUUUUAUAGUGUUUAUUUAAAAUGGCUCAUCUUUUGGGAAGCAGAAACUGUUUAGAUAGUUUGAGCAAGGAUGUUUCAAGUAUGCAAGAAACAAUCAAUAGCAUUGUGAAAAAGACUGGCCGUUUCCAAUUUGCAUCAUGGAAAUUUCCUUGCAAGAUAGCUAUUGAUCUUGAUGUUGCAGAGCUUUUGGAGGAUUACUCAUACUGCAACGAUGAAGAUUCAAACAAACUGUCACAUAUCAUUUUGUUUGAGCUGGUUAUUGACAGGUUCUGUUUAAUAUUACAAGCAGCUUCCCAAUUGUUUGAUAUGGUUUUUAUCACUAAAGAUGAACAAAAUGCUUCAAGACCACAAAGUAGAACCGUCACAUCAACUAUGUCAGUAGGGUUAAUAUCCAAAAUAUUUUGGAACAAAGUCUCGCAAAUCCAGUACUCAUAUGAAAACUUAGAAAAACAGCUUUCAGAGUACAAUCAGUCUUUGAUGGAUAUGGAGAAUGUAUUCUUAGAGAUGAAAAUUGAAAACGUUAGUUUCAAAAGGAAAACGAAGAACGAAAAAGAAAAAGAAAAUGGAAAGAUGGAAAUGAUAGAGAAGACAGUUAACAUAGAAGAAGAAUCGAAUAAUUGUAUUCCUGUUCCUAGUAAAUCUUCAUCAACACAAACGUUUGAAACUGCUUUUGUUCCUUGUGAAGCAUGUUGUAGUAUGCAAAGUAACCUUUUGACAGUAGGGACUGAAAUUAUAAACAUCUGUGAAACACAAGGUCUACCUUCUUCUCUCUCCAAACAACACAAGCUGAUGAGGGACACUCAAAUGACUGCUAGUGAUGUGGCAAGGUGGGCACAUGAGCAAGAAAGAGAUUUAAAAAAAAUAAACAAUUACUUAGAUAGUUUACAUAAACAAAUUAACCCUUUAAAAGAGGAACUUAAAUCAUCAAAUUCCUCUUGUUCGAAACUUCAAGACGAUUUUAAUAAGACGUCAAUAGAAAGAGAUAAGAUGGAGGCGUUGUAUAACGAUAGCCAAAAGGAAUGUUGUUCCUUAAAAGAAAAAAAUGAAAGGACUAAAAAAGAAUUAGACAGACAAGAAAGUAAGCUUAGCGAGUUACAAAGCAGUAAUAUAAAACUGGAGUUUGAAAAUUCAAACCUAAAAAAAUCACUGGAAGAAGCAACAGGAAAUAUAUUGAAGUAUGAAAAAAACAUAGCAGCGUUAGAACAAGGUAUGAAGAGUUUAACAACACAGCUGGAAAGUGAGAUAAAAGAAAAAGAAAAACUAACUGAUGCUUGCAACGAAAUCUCAACACUGCAAGCACAGAAGAAAGAGACGGAACAGAAGUUGACAGAUGUUAGUGUGGAACGCGACAAACUAAAAGCUGAGAAUAAAGUUGUUUUGAAGCAUGACCAGAGCCUUCAAACAAAGCAGGCCACUUUGUUGUCUCGUCUUGAACAACUGGAUGAAACGUGUGAAGAUUUAAGAGAUGACCUUUCAACUGCUCAGAAGGAGAAAAACAAUUUGCUUCAAAGCAAUAAAAAAUUGGAAGAAGAGAAAAAUAACCUGCUUUUAAACUUGGAAAAUUUGAAGAGAAUCAACAAAGAAUACGUUCACAAAUCGCGUGAUCGAGAAAAUGGUUUUCACAGUAUAACAAAAAAUCCAUCACAUGAUAAAGAAUUGACAGAAUUAACCAAUCAGUUGAAGUUGUUGGUUAGUUAUCCAGUGAUUGGUCCAAAAUAUAAAACAGCUGAGGAGGAGUACACAACUUUAACGCAACGCAUUCAGCCUCUUAAAGAUGAAAAUGAAGAUGUGGUGAAAGACAUGGAGAGGCAGGUGCAGACGAACAACAUUAGAAUCUCCAUCUUAGAGGAACAGAACAAUUCUUUGAGAAAUACCCUUUUGAAAUUGGAGAGAGAAAACUCGACGAAAGAGAAUUUUCCCGAGAAAGUUGCAUCAUAUAAAAACAGUGUUGGCGAAGAUAUUUCAUCAUUUGGUCGUUACAACGACCGCCAUCAUUCCGCACCAGUUCGUCUCUUACAAGAUCAGUCGGUCACACCGAAACCUCCUUCUGAACCACGCUCGUCAAGUAAACCUACGAGAACGUGGAGUGGUGGUAAAAACAAUAAAAAGGAAGCUUUUGAUAUCGGUGCUCGAUUGGCUAACUUAGAUCGAUUGAAAGAUAAAACAAAAAUAACGAAAUUUGAUUGGACAACGAAUACUGACUCAAAAGGAGCUUGGACUGAACAAAAUACACAUCUUAAAACAGCCUCGGUUACAUGUCCUGAUUGUGACAAAACUUACCUGUCCAAAAGAGACUUGGAUAUUCAUAAGACGUUUUGCUAUGGGCGGGUAUGACUAAGAAUCUAAUCACGCGAGAAAAAAAAAUGCGUUUUAACGGCUUGAACAAGACAAAUAGAAUUUUACCUCCUUCCCUAGAAAGUUUAAAGUGCCCGAAUAUAAAUGAUUCACCUCUGUGUGUUAAUUACUCGAAAAAAUUCAAGCGAGUACUAGAUAAUAUAUAAAUAGCAACUUGUAUAUAUAUAUUUUAAUUUUAAAUUAUUAAAGUCUCGAAACACUUGA
Molecule: messenger RNA, 2654 nt
Organism: Hydractinia symbiolongicarpus
Lineage: Eukaryota; Metazoa; Cnidaria; Hydrozoa; Anthoathecata; Hydractiniidae
Product: coiled-coil domain-containing protein 157-like
Exons: 8
Coding region: 117-2429 (770 amino acids)
Source: RefSeq, a predicted model, not a curated record